Molecule: messenger RNA, 2814 nt
Organism: Triplophysa rosa
Lineage: Eukaryota; Metazoa; Chordata; Actinopteri; Cypriniformes; Nemacheilidae
Gene: ubqln4
Product: ubiquilin 4
Exons: 11
Coding region: 18-1811 (597 amino acids)
Biological process (GO): ubiquitin-dependent protein catabolic process
Cellular component (GO): cytosol
Molecular function (GO): polyubiquitin modification-dependent protein binding
Source: RefSeq, a predicted model, not a curated record
GCAAAAGAGGAGUAAAGAUGGCGGAGAACAGCGGCACAGAUCCGGCCGUGGAGACGAACACCGAAGAAAAUGACGCCGCUAGCGCGACUAUCAUCAAAGUCACCGUCAAAACACCCAAGGAUAAAGAAGAAAUAGCCAUCGCCGAAGACGCAUCCGUCGCACAGUUUAAAGAAGAGAUUUCCAAAAGAUUUAAGGCGAAGCAGGACCAGUUGGUUCUUAUUUUUGCUGGUAAGAUUCUGAAAGAUGGAGACACGCUCAGUCAGCAUGGCAUUAAGGACGGACUCACGGUUCACCUGGUCAUCAAAACCGCACAAAAGACUACAAGUGGUGGUAGUUCGCAGACCUCUGCCUCUUCUGACCCUGGACCAUCACAGGGCAACAAUGAAGGCACCUCAAACCCCAACCCAGCUGGCAACCUGGGAACAUCACAGGGCAGCGGGCCGUCCCCUAACCCAUCACAGCCAGCCAAUAUACUUGCUGGGUUUGGUGACCUGUCAGGCCUGGCCAAUCUUGGAAUGGGCUCCGCCAACUUCAUGGAACUUCAGCAACAGAUGCAGAGACAGCUCAUGUCCAACCCAGAGAUGUUGUCUCAGAUUAUGGAGAACCCGCUUGUGCAGAGCAUGAUGUCCAACCCUGACCUUAUGAGACAGAUGAUCGUAGCCAAUCCACAGAUGCAGCAACUCAUGGAGCGCAACCCUGAGAUUUCACACAUGCUUAACAACCCAGAGCUUAUGAGACAGACAAUGGAGUUGGCACGGAACCCAGCGAUGAUGCAAGAGAUGAUGCGUAACCAGGAUCGGGCGCUUAGCAACCUAGAGAGUAUUCCCGGUGGUUACAAUGCUCUUCGGAGGAUGUACACAGACAUUCAAGAGCCCAUGUUUAGUGCUGCACGUGAACAGUUUGGAAAUAACCCCUUCUCAGCCUUGAGUGGUAAUGAUAGUUCGGGAACACCGCCCUCCAGGACAGAAAACCGAGAGCCCUUACCAAAUCCCUGGAGUUCCCCUGACAACCCCUCCUCUGGGACAGCUACCACCACCAGCUCCACCACAAGCUCGACCACACCCAGUGUGUCUAACCCUCUGGGCAUUGGCUCCUCGAACCUUGGCAACGUAGGUAUGUUCAAUAGUCCCGGCAUGCAAAGCCUCAUGCAACAGAUUUCGGAGAAUCCUCAGCUGAUGCAGAACAUGCUUUCUGCUCCUUACAUGCGUACCAUGAUGCAGUCCCUAUCCCAGAAUCCUGAAAUCGCCUCACAGGUGUUGAUGAACAACCCCCUCUUUGCUGGAAAUCCACAGCUACAGGAGCAAAUGAGACAGCAACUUCCUGUUUUCUUACAUCAGAUGCAGAACCCAGAAGCUCUUUCUGUCAUGACAAAUCCUCGAGCCAUGCGAGCCCUAAUGCAGAUCCAGGAAGGACUGCAAACCCUUCAAACCGAAGCCCCUGGAAUCAUGCCUGGUCUGGUGCCAGGUAGCUUGCCUGGUGUUAUCCCAGGUGGAGUUCCAGGUGGAGUCCCAGGUGGAGUCCCAAGUGUUAAUGUGACCCCUGAGACUGCUCCACCCGCUGGCCAGGGCCCCGCCCCUGCCCCUGCUGCGGGGACUAAUCCCACCCAGCAGCAGCUCAUGCAGCAGAUGUUACAGAUGUUUGCUGGAGGGAAUGCUUCGACUCAAACUCCAGAAGUGCGAUUCCAGCAACAACUGGAGCAGCUGAGUGCCAUGGGCUUCAUCAACAGAGAAGCCAAUCUUCAGGCCCUCAUAGCCACGGGAGGUGACAUUAACGCCGCCAUUGAAAGACUACUCGGCUCCCAGCCUUCCUAAUUCCAUCGGCUGAGAGCACGCAAAGGAAGACAAGAAACGAACAUAGUCCUUCAUCACUUAAAAUCUGAUGAGCCCUGCAUAGACAGAUGUCCAAUUACUACUUUCUCUUUUUUUUUUUGCUUAAAUCGUUUGAUCUCUGAAUCAUAAGCAAAUGGGGGUUCAAAUUUGUUUCCUUGAACAAAUAAUAAACCACAAUCGCUGUGAAAUGACGUCACACUAACCCUCAUCACUAGUACGAUGGGAUAAAGCUUAAAUUGGCUGAACCAAGUUUAGAAUACCAUUCCUAACAGUUAAAACGUACUCACAUGAGGCACUACUCAAUGGUUAGUGGAGUAAAAACUAUAUGCUUGAAUUCCUAGGCCAGAGUUAUUAUUGUCUGUUGUGAGAGUGCUUGGUUUUUCUUAAUUUCUCUGUUUUUCCUUAAUCAUGCCUGAUCAAACCAGUAUUUAUUGCAAAAAUGUAGAGCUUACCCUUUACUCCCUUUCCGCUCCUCCUCAUUUCGCAUUGAUUUGAGAGUUCCUUGACAUUUGUUGUUAAUUGGAAUCUAAUAGACAUGAACUUGUUCGAGCACUAUAACACAAUGACUCUGAUCGCUUACACCUCAAGCUAUAUAGAAAAGAAUGCAUUUUGGAAGCGAGAUUCAAAAUAAAACAUCAUCUCUAGUCGUUUACCUUUGUGAGGAGUAUAAAUCAACGGUAAAGGCUUGUCAUGUGGGUAAGGUUGAAACAAAGCAUCAAUAAAAUAUUUCUCAGCUUAAUGAGCCAUGGUGAACGCAGACACUAUUUGUUUCCACUGUGUCUUUAUGCCCUGACAGAGAUUAGUGCCUGGGGAGACCUGUAUUCUGGAUUCACCAUCCUGAAGUUGAUAUGAAAAAUGAUACAAAAUCUGGUUAUGGCAUGAUAGUGAUGCUAGCUUUACUGUACAACAAUCUCAGUUAUAACCGACAGUCAUCAAAUGGAACUAACAUCUGAGUAUUCAUGUGAAUUAAAAUGUGUUGAACUUU